Mercenaria mercenaria is the source of this 3315-nucleotide messenger RNA. RefSeq names its product TBC1 domain family member 23-like. The record is from RefSeq and is a predicted model, not a curated record. The transcript has 15 exons. Bases 127 to 2172 code for a protein of 681 amino acids. Lineage: Eukaryota; Metazoa; Mollusca; Bivalvia; Venerida; Veneridae. Gene Ontology annotation, cellular component: trans-Golgi network. Gene Ontology annotation, biological process: retrograde transport, endosome to Golgi.
CCUUCAUAAAUUUGUCAGUUGUGUCUUGUUUUUUGUACCUGAAAAUCCAAAUAUAAAUUUUGUUCCUGAUGUUUGAGUUUGAAUUUUUGCGACUGUUCGAUUUUUGGCAAACACGUCAAUCCAAACAUGGCGGAAGUGCCAGACGAAAAUGACUGGAACAAAGAGUUAGAAGAAGCGUUACUACAGGAAUGUGAUUUUGGGUCAUUGCGCAAUAUCUGUAAGGGUCGUCCUGUACCACAGAAACACAGAGCAGAAGUUUGGCAGAUAUGUCUUCAAGUUCAAGGUAAAGGUGAUGCUCUCUCAUCAUUUGACGGAUUCUUUGAUCUACCAGAACAGGCACAACUUAGAGAUGACUGUACACAGUUAGUUGACAGACUAGGUAAUGAUGAAGAAGAGAGAGUUUCGGUAGUUGGAGAUAUUGAGUCAAUAAUCACAUUCUUUUGUAAAUCCCGUGGGGAGACGUACAGGAGUGAUAACGGCUGGCUUGAUAUUCUACAACCCCUGUUGGCAUUGAAACUGAGUAAAGCAGAACUAUAUAAUUGUUUCUAUGCUCUCACCAACAAAUACAUCACAAGAGACUGCAGAAAGAAUGGCAAACCAUUCCAUUUAUUUCGACUGCUGCUACAGUAUCAUGACCCAGAGCUCUGCUCUUUCCUUGAUACAAAACGCAUCACUCCUGAUAUAUACGCACAAUCUUGGUUUAGAAGUUUAUUUGCCUCCGUAUGUGAUCUAAAGGUAAUACUCAACAUGUGGGACGUAUAUCUACAAACAUCUGACCCAUUCCUGUGUUUCUUCAUGGCACUUGUCAUUCUUGUAAAUGCACGAGAUCAGCUACUUUCAGCGGAGGAUAAAGACAAACAGUCUAUUGUAGAUUUAAUAGCAUCAUUUCCGAGCGCUCUAGAGGCCGAGGAUAUCGAAGAUUUCUGUUCAUUAGCACAGUACUAUGGUUCCAAAACACCACAGUCAUUCAGACGGGACUAUGAGCGUCCAUUGUUUGGUACAAGUCUAGGUCAGAUGAAAUCCUCGGAGGAAACAGAUCAGCAAUUGUCUCAGAUGUUGUGUCUACCUGUCGGUGUAGGAGAACUUCUACAAGCAAAUAGUCCUGCUGGGGGAGAUGGAGUAAGAUAUUUUGUAGUAGAUUGUCGACCGGCAGAGCAAUACAACAGUGGACAUCUUCCAACAGCCAUGCAUUUAGAUGCUAAUCUGAUGUUACAAAAUCCAGAAGAGUUUAACACUGCUGUACAAGGACUGUUCUCAGCUCAGCAACAAGCCAUACUGGCAGGAUCGGCAGCUGGUGGGGAACACCUGUGUUUUGUGGGUAGUGGGCGUGAUGAGGAGGACCAGUAUGUGAACAUGGUGGUGGCAAACUUCCUGCAGAAACAUCAGCAGUACAUCAGUGUGGCUAGAGGGGGAUACGCUGCAUUACAUCAUCUGCUGAAUGGUCAGUUAAAUGACGGUAUUGUAGACCACAAUCCCAAGUCCUGUAUUGUAUGUGUACCUGAACUGGGUAAUAUCAGUGAUGCUGAGAGUGGCGAUGACUUUAAACCCAGCAGUGGAAAGGGUGAUACUGGAGAUUCUAUAUUUGGAAGACUGUCAAACGUUGUGAAGAGUAAAUCUACAGAAAUGAAGGAAAAGUUAUCCAACUACAUCAAGAAUGACCAGGUAGGAGAAGAACGUCACAUCAGUAAUACAGACAGGGUCGGGAAAAGAUACCGCAAUAUGGCAUCUGUGUUCACCAUAGGAGAUGAGGAGGAAGGUGAGGAUGGAGAAUUCCUUGACCAGUCAGACGAUGAGAGACGAGAGAUGGUCAGUCUGGAAACAUGGUUGAAGAAACCAGAUAUUGUCUACUCUUGCCAGUGUCGAGAACUCGAUAAUAAUGGCUUUCUUCACCCCAGUUUUAUUCUUGUCACAGACUCCCAUUUAUAUAUUUUACGUGAAAUACCGAAGAAGAAAGGAAUGGCUUACAUACAGAGCCGGCGUGCACUGGGAACAAUAGUUAAAAUUACGUCUAAGAAGCGUCAUCCGGACUUGAUUACAUUUUCCUAUGGUUCUAAUGAAGACACUGGAAUAAAAAUUACUAACCGGGACCGCUGUGUUAUUCCUACAGCUGGGGAAGCUACCAAGAUUGUGAAACAACAAAUAAUGAAAGUGUUGGAUGCUUUGGAAAGCUGAUGAUGUUUUGUACAAGUUGUUUUGUUGUUGUUUGGUGUGCAUGAAAGUGUGAUACAAUGAAAAUUAUGCUGUUUUGAUAAUUACACCGCUUUUACUUUUAAUAUGUACCUUUUAGCCAAAAAGUCAGGAACAAUUUUUUUUCUUAUGUCGUAAAUUUCUUUUACAUGGAAAAACUAAGUUGUGUGUCCGUAGGAGACUCGUGCCAUAAUUUACUGUGGCUGUAUGGUCAUAUGUUACUUGCAGACAAUGCAAGACAGGGAAACUUUCAUGUUAGAUUUGGGAUAUAAGUCUGGGGGGGAAAGGGUGUGGUUUAAGGAUACUACAAAACAUCUUCAAGAAAGACGGGAUGGAAGAAAAAAAACUGAAGGAGUAAAAAAAAGUAAAGAGGUAGGGGAUAGGAUGGUAAUUUCCAAAUUAACCUAGGUGCUUUUUAACAUUUGUGUAAAGUUUAAUGACUUCAGGUCAAAUGCCUUAAGAUAUAUGCGACACAAAUAUUUAGGCUUGUCACACAAAAUUUUGACCGAGUUAGGGCCCAUAUCACUGGUCUGGCUAAGUGAAAUUCAAAACAAACUCCUAAGACGCACAACUUCACAGUAAUUAUCUGGUGAUGUAGUCAGUAUAUAGUGAAAUACCACUCAAUCAAGGAUUGACGGCUUCCUCAGCCAUUUUCCUUAUAUGUUCUGUACAUUCUUUGAUUCCUGGAUAACUAGUAUUUUGCUCAUCCACUUAAGAGCUUGCGUGGUCAGUGUUUUACAGUGCGUAAUUUAACACAGAUUGUUACGAAUUUUCUGUACAGUGGAUGUAAAAAUAGCUUGAAGUAAAAUAGAAAGGUGAGCUUCUUCCAGAUUUAUGAAAUUUUAUUUGAGGGUAUAAUUACAUUUAUAUUUUGUUGGUGAAAUGUACAUAUUAUUGCUAGCGUAAACAUUGGGGCUUUAUUUUAUCAACAUCCAUCUUGCCACUUUUCAGAUUAUUUAUCCAUUUUGACCACCAUGACAUUGUGAAGAUGUGAAAUGUAUAAACAUUACUGUGUGAAGUUAAAGCCAGAGUAGUUAGAAGUCUUGAGCAGAAAGUCAGUAUGCAUUGUAUAUGUGUAUUAUAAUGUAAAGUUGUACAUUAUUGAAGUAAAUACUAAUUUAUUCUAUA